AUGGCCUUCAACAACGACGAUUCACACAAUUCGACCGCCCACAAUACGUCGAUACCAGGAUUCAACUUGGCAGUGCCCAUCCCAACACCACCGUCGACAUCGGUCAUGGCUUGGUCAUUGUCGCCACCUUCUGCGGCAGCAGCAGCUGCAGCAGCAGCCAACACCCAGCAUCGAGAUAGUUUUGGACAUCGGCAAGAACUUGAGUCCAUGUUUUACCGGGAUCUUGUAUGCUGCAACAAGAAGAUUGAGGAUCUCCACCAUUUGCUGCGACACUAUGAAGAUCACCACCAUAACCAUGAGCCCAUGGCAGAGUCUGUUGAUUCACACCCGCCACCACUACUUGCACAAGCGAUUCGGGGAGCCAUGUCAGGACGUCGUGUGGAUAACGAUGAUGAUAUGGACGAGGGUAUUGCGAUAUCAAGGAUGGAAGGGAUUGAAUCGUCGCAUCAUCCUCAUCAUCACACAGCAACCAGUACCUCCAACGACCCAAGUUAUCGAUUGCAACAUCCACAGCCACAACAACAACAACAUCACGAUGACACCUUAAUGCCUAUCAUCCCUGGUGGCACAUUGCAUCCAACUCAAAUGGAAGAAGACGAAUCCUCUGUGUACCCACCUAAUACAAAUGCACCACCACACCAUCAUCAUACUCAUCAUCAACCCAUAUCCUUACCACCUUUGAGCACUACAAGUACAACUACCACAGCCCAAACUACCACCGCACCAGCACUUCACAUCACCCCGGCUAAUGAUCCUACACGACCUUACAAAUGCUCGAUCCCAGGAUGUACCAAAGCCUACAAGAAUGCGAAUGGUCUCAAGUACCAUCGUGAGCAUGGACAUGUGGAAACAGGUGAAGAGGACAUCCUUAUUCGACCUUAUCGAUGCGCCUUGUGCAAUAAGGGUUAUCGGCAAAUGAGUGGGCUCAAGUACCAUAUGACGCAUGGACAUCCAUGA
Molecule: messenger RNA, 957 nt
Organism: Lichtheimia ornata
Lineage: Eukaryota; Fungi; Mucoromycota; Mucoromycetes; Mucorales; Lichtheimiaceae
Exons: 2
Coding region: 1-957 (318 amino acids)
Cellular component (GO): nucleus
Source: RefSeq, a predicted model, not a curated record